AUGGAGAAACCAUCUUCGGAGCUAGACCAGGCCUUGAACCCCACCCGAGCCUACCCUCGAAGAUCUAACAAAAACGUCUCUCUCUGCUCCCCCAAACUCCCGACCUACCUCCUAACCGUCUUCGUCGUCCUCUUCAUUCUCUUCCAAAUCCACUCCCUCCAAACUUCCGCAUGGGCGCCUCUCACGGAGAAAUGGGAGAAAAUCCACUCGUGCCUCCCGACUCUCCAUAGUGAGGCAGAAGACCUGAAAUCCACGAUCUCGAGACUCCGUCAGUCGGUCACCUUCCUCCCCCUCAAGGACCUCCGCUUCUCGGAUGUCCCCAUGAGAGGGCACACAUGGUUCAUGAGCUCCUUGUACGACACGCAUGAGCAGGGCGAGGUUCAAUACCAGCAGUUCCCGUCUGAGUCCUCCGGAGGCAGGAUCCUCUGCCUCCGAGGCCGGGACUUCCACGACGGGUCGUGGAACUCGUACGCGCUUGCCUGGCCGGAGGCGCUGCCGGAGAACGCGACCCUGUUGCGUGGCCUCACGUUCAUCAACAACAACCACUACGACUACCACAACAUAUGGCACGGGCUGUCGGCCAUGAUGCCGUUUGUGGCUUGGCACGCCAGGAACCAGUGUAGGGCCCCCGAGAGAUGGAUCUUGUUCCAUUGGGGGGAGUUGCGGAAGAGCAUGGCCCCGUGGGUGAGGACCAUGUUGGAGGCCGUGUUCGGAAGGCCGCUCGAUAUCGAGACGUUCGAGGAAAGUGGGCCCGGGCCCACCAGCUGCUUUGAGGGGGCGGUAGUGAUGAGGCACAACGAGGGGGGGAUGUCGAGGGAGAGAAGGAUGGAGACAUAUGAUCUCAUGAGGUGCAAGUCGAGGAUGUACUGUGGGUUGGGGCCUAAGGAGGAGGAUAAAGGACUGCGGAUCGGGAUGACGAUGUUGAUGAGGGAUGGGGCCCGCUCGUUCAGGAACGCGUCCGCGGUGGUCCGGAUAUUUGAGAGGGAGUGCCGAAAGGUGAGUGGGUGCCGCCUUACGGUGUCUUACCCGCACAACCUCACGUUUUGCGAGCAGGUGAAGUUGAUGAGUGGAACGGACAUCGUGAUAUCGGCACACGGGGCCCAGUUAUCGAACAUGAUCCUCAUGGACCAGGAAAGCAGCGUCAUGGAGCUAUUCCCCAAGGGGUGGCGCGAGCUGGCAGGGGUGGGCCAGUACGUCCACCACUGGCUCGCCAGCUGGUCAGGGAUGCGCCACGAGGGCGCAUGGCGGGACCCACUGGGGGACCCCUGCCCCUAUCCGGAAGAUGACCGCCGCUGCAUGUCUGUCUUCAAGAACGGCCGCAUAGGAUACAACGAGACCUACUUCUCGGAAUGGGCCAGCCGUGUUUUGAACCAGACAAGUCAGAGGAAGAAAGCCCUCAUCAUGAAUAAUGUGUCAGCUAAUAAUCCUGUUAAAGGACUCUGUGGGUGCAGCUGA
Messenger RNA from Striga hermonthica, 1455 nucleotides. Lineage: Eukaryota; Viridiplantae; Streptophyta; Magnoliopsida; Lamiales; Orobanchaceae. The record is from the annotation of a GenBank genome assembly.